This is a messenger RNA of Pterocles gutturalis (yellow-throated sandgrouse), 1533 nucleotides long. RefSeq names its product ryanodine receptor 2-like. The record is from RefSeq and is a predicted model, not a curated record. Gene Ontology annotation, biological process: intracellular calcium ion homeostasis; calcium ion transport. The transcript is spliced from 3 exons. Gene Ontology annotation, molecular function: calcium ion binding; ryanodine-sensitive calcium-release channel activity. The annotation marks the transcript as partial. NCBI's taxonomy places the organism in Eukaryota, Metazoa, Chordata, Aves, Pterocliformes, Pteroclidae. Gene Ontology annotation, cellular component: sarcoplasmic reticulum membrane; sarcolemma; Z disc.
AUGUCAUCGCAUCUAGGUAACGUUGUGAAUGGAACUAUUGGCAAGCAGAUGGUCGAUAUGCUUGUGGAGUCGUCCAACAAUGUGGAGAUGAUUCUGAAAUUUUUUGAUAUGUUCUUAAAAUUGAAGGAUUUGACUUCUUCUGAUGCAUUCAAAGAAUAUGACCCUGAUGGUAAAGGGAUAAUUUCAAAGAGGGAUUUUCACAAGGCAAUGGAAAGCCAUAAGCAUUACACCCAGUCUGAAACGGAGUUUCUCCUAUCAUGUGCUGAAACAGAUGAGAAUGAGACUCUGGACUAUGAGGAAUUUGUGAAACGAUUCCAUGAACCUGCCAAAGACAUUGGUUUCAAUGUUGCUGUUCUCUUGACCAAUCUGUCAGAACACAUGCCCCAUGAUACCCGCUUGCAAACUUUUCUUGAACUGUCAGAAAGUGUGCUGAAUUACUUUCAGCCUUUCCUUGGACGCAUAGAAAUCAUGGGCAGUGCCAAGCGCAUUGAACGAGUUUAUUUUGAAAUAAGUGAAUCAAGUCGGACUCAGUGGGAGAAACCUCAGGUAAAAGAGUCGAAGAGACAAUUUAUAUUUGAUGUUGUAAAUGAAGGUGGGGAGAAAGAAAAGAUGGAGCUUUUUGUUAAUUUCUGUGAGGAUACCAUCUUUGAAAUGCAACUGGCUGCCCAAAUUUCUGAGUCAGAUCUGAAUGAAAGGUCAGCAAAUAAAGAGGAGAAUGAGAAAGAUAAGCCUGAGGAACAGGAUCCUAGAAUAGGUUUCUUCUCUCUCAUGACCAUGAAGUCAGCAUUAGUAGCUCUCAAGUGUAAUUUAAUGACUCUUAUGAAAAUGCUCAGUAUGAAGAGCCUAAAGAAACAGAUGAAGAAAGUAAAAAAAAUGACCAUGAAGGACAUGAUCAUGACUUUAUUUUCUUCCUAUUGGAGCAUUUUGAUGGGCUUACUACAUUUUGCCUGUAGUGUUGUCCGGGGCUUCUUUCGCAUCGUAUGCAGUUUACUGCUUGGAGGAAGCCUAGUAGAAGGAGCAAAGAAAAUCAAGGUGGCUGAACUGUUAGCUAAUAUGCCAGAUCCCACUCAGGAUGAGGUGCGUGGCGAAGGAGAAGAGGGCGAGAGGAAGCCAACAGAAGCUGCAUUGCCUACAGAAGACUUGACAGAUCUGAGAACUUUAUCAGAAGAGAGUGAUCUGCUUUCAGAUAUAUUUGGUUUGGAUUUGAAACGAGAAGGUGGACAGUAUAAAUUGAUCCCUCACAAUCCAAAUGCUGGUUUGAGUGAUCUGCUGGGCACUCCCUCCUUGGCUCCAAUGCCUGAGGUGAAGGAAAAAGUCCAGGAGCAGGUGAAAGAAGAUGAAAAGGAAGAGAAGGAGGAAACAAAAUCUGAACCUGAAAAGGCAGAAGGAGAAGAUGGAGAAAAGGAAGAGAAAGCCAAGGAAGACAAAGGAAAACAGAAAUUAAGACAACUUCAUACUCACAGAUAUGGAGAACCAGAAGUUCAGGAAUCAGCUUUCUGGAAGAAAAUCAUUGCAUACCAACAGAAGCUUCUU